GAUCGCGGAAAGAAAAAGGCGGAAUGUAUCGCAAUAAUGGAGCUGCGGCACGUCACGACGACGAUCCGGAGCGUCAGUUGUUGGCCGCGGGUUCGCUGGAGCACUCGGUGCACUCCUCGUUACCGUCUCAGCGCCUGAAGUCGGCCGGGGAUCGUGUUUCGUGCGACAGCGGCAUCUCGCUGGAGGAACCGCCGCUGGUGGCUAGCCCGGGAGUGGUACGUCGCCGCACAGCGAAAUUAGGCCCCACAGCUGGUGCUGGUUCUGCUGGUAGUGUUAGUGGCCGAUCGUCAUACGUCCGCCGGUUGACGCAGCUUUUCGAGAACCUUUCACACGAUGAACCACCGCUGAAACAACAGCCACACGGCCACGUUGCUGGGACGUCUUAUCAUAAUCAACACCACUCCCACCACCCAUCAUCGUCGUCGUCGUCAUUGCUAGUACACCCCGUUAGUGCCAUGUCGACGGUGGCGGCGGCGACGGCGGUCCACGAGACGCCAGUAUUUCGCUCGGCAAACGGUGCACUGUACCAAGUGGCGGAAGAAUCGCCACCGGAAGUGAGCGAAGGGCCACUACAACGGGCCGUUCCGUGCCAGGUGCUGAUGGAGCAGUCGGGCACCACCACCUCGGAAGCGAUGGUGGAAAGGGUGAUCGAGGCCUCGGAAGUCCCAGACAGCAGCAGAAGACCGCCAGCAGAGGCUGGCGGGAAGAAACGACUAAGCCGUCGGCGAACCCAACUCCCGAAGGCGGCGAUCGCCAUCGAGGUGCACGAUAAGAUAAGUGAAGGCUUCGAUGAUUACGACUACGACGACGAUGAGUUCGAUACGAGUGACGACGAGGAGGAUGACGACCCUGCGGCCCAAGGUCGCCGACCAAGCGGCGGCGGCGGCGGCGAUGACGAUGAUGAGUUUGGUGAAGAAUCAUCCAUUCCGCUGGAUGAUCGGCCGGUGGUUUCGGAGGCACACAACGCGCUGGUACCGGAGCAUCCCAAAGCAUCGCCACCGGGAGCUGUUCACGGAAGACCGUACUACGACGAGGAGGACGACUUCAGUAGCAGCUCGUUCGACUCGGACUCCGACGAGGCCCUCACAUCGUACGUGGCACGUCCCGAUUCGAAUAGUUCACUCAAAACAAGCCGCGUUACCAACAUUCUGCAGGAGCUGCUCGAUAACGAAGCGAAUUACGUGCACACGCUGGGCCGUGGGAUCGCGAACUACGUCAGCAUCAUGACGGCGAAGGAACUACCUCCUGGGCUGCGUGGUCAGCGGUACCACAUCUUCGGUAACAUUGAAAAGAUCCACAGCCUGCACCAGAACCAGUUCCUGCCGAUGCUUCAGAGUAAUCGGGCCAGCAUACAGGGUAUCGCCGAAACGUUUAUCCGGUUCCUGGAGCGUGACAAGUUCUACUGCUACAUCAUGUUCGCGCUCAAUCGGCCCAAAUCGGAGCGGAUAUGCAAUCGCAAUCUGGACUUCUUUCAGCGCCGUCAAACGGAUGUGGACGAUAAGCUGGGCCUGAACAGCUUUCUGCUGCAGCCGAUCCAACGGUUACCGCGCUACAAGCUGCUGCUGGCCGAGAUCAACAAGGAAAUUCUGAAGCAAAUGGAAGACACACUCCUGGAGUCGGUCAAGGACGAGAUCGGCAUCUUGUGCAAGGCCGAGAAGCGGUUGGAGCGGUUCAUCGAUGUCGUCAACGAGGCGAUGAGCAUCAACGACAUCCAGGAGUGCUACGAGGAACGCAAGUGUGUGCAGACGGAACUGAUGUGCUCGCCGUACGCCCUGACACUCAAUAUCUUCAACCAUGCGGCCGACGCUCCGAUGGUGCUGAUCCUUCGGCCCUACACCGACCGUAACCCGGAAAAGCGAAACCCAGUUAACCUGUUCCAUCAGGGCAAGUUCCGGAAGAUGUUCGAAGUCGACGUGUACGACUGGGACCACCGGAGGCGCUACCCGGCCAAGAUGUUUCUGUUCGAGCGGAGCCUGAUCUACACCGAGAAGUGCAAGGCGCACCUGGAGUACCGCGGUCGGUACGAUGAGUCGGAGAUCGGGCUGUACAACGAGAACCGCACCAAGGUGUACCUGUUCUCGAGGAAGCGCGGCAUCCAGGAGAUUGAGGUGACGUGCGGGGACAUGAACGAGGCGCAACGGCUCGCCAGUCUCGUCGAGCGGAUGAUGACACAGUUUGCGCAGUACGAGCGGGAACGCAUCAACUCCCUGACCGCCCGCCGGGAUCUGCACGUGCGGGUCCCGAGUGUCAUCACGCUAAAGAACCACCGGCACAGCGAGCUGUCGACGACCAGCACCAUCAACAGUGCCCGCGAAAGCUAUGAGUCGACAUCACAAACGACUUGGAGCACCGACAAACCGAUCGCCCAGCUGGCCAACAUGCAGAAGCACUUCUGCCAGAUACUAACCGCCAAUCGGCGCUACUACUUCCACGAGCUACCGGACGAGCUGUCGGGCAGGAUAACGGAGUUUAUCCGCGUGUACGAUCGGUUGCUGAACGUGCACAUCAAACGGCUGUAUGCGGAUCUUUCGAAGCCCCACCUUGGGGUCGAUGAAGUGUGCGAGCUGUUCAUUGGGUACUUCAAGGACGGUGCUUUCGAUGACUACAACGAGUACAUGCGACUGUUCAAGCCGGCAGCGGAAGUGCUGAAAAAUAUACACAAAGCAAGGCGCUCCAGCAUAACCGACAGCAUGGUGGCCCCGACGAUGGAUGAGUUUACCUUUCUGUGCGUGCAACACUGGAACAAAGUGCAGCACUUCUUCCAGGCGCUCGUGGUCCAGCUAGCCGAGCAGAUGAACGGGGGCAACAUGACGCACCAGGACCUAUUCCGGAAGCUGGCGUACGUCGAGGUGCAGGUGGCGUCCUUCCGGCAGCUGCUCUUCCAAAACUACCGCCUGUUCAAUCUGGACGAAAAACUGUCGCCCGACAAGCUCGGCCUGGUCGUGUACUCCGACCGGGUCCGGUACGACAACGAAACGAUCGGCUCCCACCGGGUGCUGCUCUGCGGUCGGUCCGUCGUUUGUGUAAAGUUCCACUUUGUCAGGGAAUUUGGUCGCCAGACGGAAAAGUACACCGGCUUCGCGUUCAUCGAUCGAUUCGGGCGUAACGGAGCCGAUCCGAACGUGAGGUUAAGCAAAAAGUCCGAGGUGCGUCUGAACGUGCAGCUCGUCGGCACGAAGCACGCCAUCGAUUUCGGGAACACGGCCAAUCGGGACAAGUUCUACGGUCAGUACUGUGCCACUUUCGCCCGACAUCAAGAACGCGGCCUGUAGAGGUCUGUAUUUUAGCGCUUUUCAUUUACCCGUCACACGGA
Molecule: messenger RNA, 3313 nt
Organism: Anopheles bellator
Lineage: Eukaryota; Metazoa; Arthropoda; Insecta; Diptera; Culicidae
Exons: 11
Coding region: 24-3272 (1082 amino acids)
Biological process (GO): axon guidance
Cellular component (GO): cytoplasm
Molecular function (GO): guanyl-nucleotide exchange factor activity
Source: RefSeq, a predicted model, not a curated record